AUGAGGACUCGGACUGCUCAAGCAGUCGUGCCAAUUGCCUUAGCCGCACGACAGGUCAAGCUGUCUUCACCCAAACAGAGGCUCCCAAACAAGACUCAUGAUGUAGAAUAUAAGGCUGCGGCGAAAACCCAACGGCAAGCCCGAGAGCCGAUGAAGAGCAAUUACGUUGAUCGAGUCCCAAAAACAAGACCCACCAUCUCAGCCGCCGGCGUCUUGAAGAAGAAGAAGAACAGCGACACUACGCGUGGAAAGAAGUCCCACAGACGCAGAAAGGGGUCACCCGAAUCAGAUUUGUUUAUCAGUUACAAAGAUGGCAUCGAAACCGCGCGCGAUGCCAUCCUCUCCAACACCGAAGCAACCUUUGACUCCGUACACAAAGGUUUCAUGGAACAACUUUCUAAAUCCAAAGCCGGCGACGAAGCUAUCCUCUCGGAAGUCUCGGCCACUCUCGCCAUCCUCUCCGCGCCUGUGGCCGAAGAGCAAAUCGAGAUAGUUACCCGUCAAGGCAGCAAACGCGUAACGGAAAUCGUGAAAAUCGGCAACCGCAUCGCUCAUUUCAAGGACGUUGUCGAGGCCGAAGAAGCAAAACUGGCCGAGUAUUGGAAGCAAUGGGAUGAGUUGCAGAACGAGUAUCUGGAGCUUGGUGUUGAGGUAUUUGGCGCGAAACCCUUUGGCGAGGACGCGAAAGAGGUGGUGGGUAAUGGUAUUGGGAAGGGGUAUAGGAAGGAGAUGGAGUUGCUUGAUUUGAAGCUUAAGACCCAGGCUGAGGAGUGGGAGGAGAAGGUUCAAGAACUUCGUGUUAAGACGCUGCAGAAGAUGAAGGCUUCCGAGAAGGAGCAGGAUGCGUUGACGAAGAAAGAGCAGGCUAAGUUGCUUCAGGCUUUGCUUCAAGAGUGA
Molecule: messenger RNA, 897 nt
Organism: Venustampulla echinocandica
Lineage: Eukaryota; Fungi; Ascomycota; Leotiomycetes; Helotiales; Pleuroascaceae
Exons: 3
Coding region: 1-897 (298 amino acids)
Source: RefSeq, a predicted model, not a curated record